Messenger RNA from Neurospora tetraspora, 402 nucleotides. RefSeq lists its product as uncharacterized. The coding region runs from base 1 to 402 and encodes 133 amino acids. The transcript is spliced from 3 exons. NCBI's taxonomy places the organism in Eukaryota, Fungi, Ascomycota, Sordariomycetes, Sordariales, Sordariaceae. The record is from RefSeq and is a predicted model, not a curated record.
AUGACCGUCACCACAACGGCCGUGCCGUACAGAAUCCACCUCAGGACUUUGCCGGAAAAGAUGCUCAAGUACGACGUCAGGAUAGACAGCUUGCCGCCGCAUAGAAAACAAAAACUCACCUUCACACAUCGUGUCAACAUCUCCAACAUGUUAUCCACCGGCAAUGGCAAGUUCCAGAUAUGUUCCCCCAGUCCAUAUCGUGUGGCCGCGAGAGCCAUGGACGCCGAGACCAGCGUGAACAGGCCAGCCAAGAUGAUGAAAAAGUCAUCGACGAACAGACGGCGGGUGAUGUACGCACGGCAGACAAUGCGGAGAGAGACAACCACACCCACGAGCACCAUUAAAACCAGGUUGACCUGCCAUAUCGUCGGCUUUUGGGUGGACUUGUCGCUAAGGUCGUAG